Molecule: messenger RNA, 3182 nt
Organism: Eurypyga helias (sunbittern)
Lineage: Eukaryota; Metazoa; Chordata; Aves; Eurypygiformes; Eurypygidae
Product: probable E3 ubiquitin-protein ligase HERC3
Exons: 24
Coding region: 30-3182 (1050 amino acids)
Molecular function (GO): ubiquitin-protein transferase activity
Source: RefSeq, a predicted model, not a curated record
GGAUACAUGACUUGUUGAAAAGAGAGAAGAUGCUAUGCUGGGGAUACUCGUCUUUUGGACGACCUGGGAUAGGUAGCAACCUCCAGGUCAUCAUUCCUGAACCGCAGGUGUAUGGAUUCAUUCAUGACAGAAAUGUCAAGGAGGUGGCAUGUGGAGGAAACCACUCUGUCUUCCUGUUGGAAGAUGGGGAAGUGUAUACUUGUGGCUUGAACACCAAAGGCCAACUGGGACAUGACUGUGAAGGAAGCAAGCCAGAGCAAAUCGGAGCCCUGGCCGGGCAGCACAUCGUACAUGUGGCCUGCGGAGAGUCUCAUAGUGUGGCGCUCAGCGACCAGGGCCAGCUCUUCUCCUGGGGUGCCGGCAGCGAUGGACAGUUGGGCCUCACCACUAUAGAAGAUGCAGUGGCAGUACCAAGGUUGAUAAAGAAACUGAACCAACAGACAAUACUGCAGGUUUCCUGUGGAAAUUGGCAUUGCCUGGCUUUGGCAGCAGAUGGCCAGUUCUUCACAUGGGGGCAGAACAGCUAUGGUCAGUUGGGCUUGGGCAAAGAAUGUCCCUCCCAAGCCAGUCCACAACGUGUCAAGUCUCUCGAUGGGAUCCCUUUGGCUCAGGUUGCUGCAGGUGGAGCCCACAGUUUUGCCCUCUCCCUGUCAGGAGCUGUGUUUGGCUGGGGAAGGAACAGCUCCGGACAGCUGGGACUAAGUGAUGAACGAGACCGAGAAUCCCCUUGUCAUGUGAAGCUGUUGCGGUCUCAGAAGGUUGUUUACAUCAGCUGUGGAGAGGAACACACAGCAGUUCUGACAAAGAGUGGAGGGGUGUUCACGUUCGGUGCAGGUUCCUGUGGGCAACUGGGACAUGAUUCCAUGAAUGAUGAAGUGAACCCCCGAAGAGUUCUUGAGCUAAUGGGCAGUGAAGUAUCCCAGAUUGCUUGUGGAAGACAUCACACUUUAGCCUUCGUGCCUUCUUCAGGAAUGAUCUAUGCAUUUGGCUGCGGAACAAGAGGCCAGCUGGGAAUGGGGCACACUUGCAACGUUAAGUGUCCCUCUCCCGUCAAGGGUCACUGGGCAGCUCACAAUGGGCAACUCUCAGGGAAACCUGACGCCUGUAAAUAUCACAUUGUUAAACAUAUCUUCUCUGGAGGAGACCAAACAUUUGUGCUUUGCUCCAAAUAUGAGAAUUCCUUGCCUGCUGAUGAUUUCCGGACCAUAAAUGAAACACGUUACACCUGUUUAAUAAAUGAUGAAACUAUAGAUGUCUGGAGGCAAAAGCUUUUAGAAAAGAACAGUUCUAAUUCUGUCAAUAAUGUUGUUCAGAUACUGUCCUCAGCUGCCUGCUGGAAUGGAAGCUUCUUGGAAAAGAAAAUCGAUGAACAUUUUAAAACCAGUCCAAAGAUCCCAGGGAUUGAUCUGAACUCCACCAGAGUGCUGUUUGAGAAGCUGAUGAACUCUCAGCACUCCAUUCUCCUAGACCAGAUACUGAAGAGCUUUGAAAGUUUUCUGAUUCCUCAGCUGUCCAGCUCACCACCAGAUGUUGAGGCAAUGAGGAUCUAUCUGAUUCUCCCUGAAUUCCCACCCUUCCAAGACUCAAAGUAUUAUAUCACGUUAACGCUUCCUCUAGCAAUGGCUAUUCUGCGCCUAGAUACCAACCCCAGCAAAGUUCUUGAUAACUGGUGGUCUCAAGUGUGCCCAAGAUACUUCCUUAGGCUAGUGGACCUCUAUAAAGGCGCAGUGGUUUACCUCCUCAGUGGAAGAAAGACACUGUUGAUCCCAGUCCUGUUCAGUAGCUACAUUACAGCUGCUCUUAGACUUCUGGAGAAACUCCACAAGGUAAAUCAGAAGGUUAAACAUGUAGAAUAUGAUAAGUUUUAUAUCCCUGAGAUUUCCAGCUUGGUGGACAUUCAGGAGGAUUAUCUCAUGUGGUUCUUACAUCAGGCUGGAAUGAAAGUAAGACCAUCUAUCAUGCAGGAUGCUGUGACACUCUGUUCUUAUCCUUUCAUCUUUGAUGCUCAGGCUAAGACCAAGAUGUUGCAGACAGAUGCAGAACUACAGAUGCAGGUUGCCAUAAAUGGUGCAAAUUUGCAGAACGUCUUCAUGCUUCUCACCCUGGAGCCUCUGCUGGCCAGAAGCCCUUUCCUGGUACUUCAUGUCCGCAGGAGCAACUUAGUCGGUGAUGCUUUAAGGGAGUUGAGCAUCCAUUCAGACAUCGAUUUGAAAAAGCCCCUUAAAGUCAUCUUUGAUGGUGAGGAAGCUGUUGAUGCUGGAGGAGUGACAAAGGAAUUUUUCCUCCUGUUGUUAAAAGAACUCCUCAACCCCAUCUAUGGCAUGUUCACUUACUACCCAGAGUCAAACCUGCUGUGGUUUUCAGACACGUGUUUUGUGGAACAAAACUGGUUUCACUUGAUUGGCAUCAUAUGCGGCCUUGCAAUAUACAACUUCACAGUGGUAGACCUUCACUUCCCCUUGGCUCUGUACAAAAAACUCUUGAAUGUGAAGCCUAGCCUAGAGGAUUUGAAGGAGCUGUCCCCUACAGAAGGAAGGAGUCUUCAGCAACUUUUAGAUUACCCUGGGGAAGAUGUAGAAGAGACAUUCUGCCUGAAUUUUACAAUCUGCAGGGAGAGCUAUGGAGUGACAGAGCAGAAGAACCUGAUUGAAGAUGGAGAUAAAAUUCUGGUGCAGAAGGACAAUAGGGAAGAAUUUGUUGAAGCCUACGUAAAUUACAUCUUCAACCUCUCCAUCCAUGAGUGGUACACGGCCUUUUCCACUGGCUUCCUGAAAGUGUGUGGUGGGAAAGUCCUGGAACUCUUCCAGCCCACAGAGCUCAGGGCCAUGAUAGUUGGAAACAAUAACUACAACUGGGAGGAAUUGGAGGAGAGCGCUGUCUAUAAGGGAGACUACACUGCGACACACCCAACUGUGAGAAUGUUCUGGGAAACCUUUCAUGCAUUUCCCUUGGAAAAGAAGAAGAAAUUUCUCUUGUUUCUGACGGGCAGUGACCGCAUCCCCAUCUACGGCAUGUCCAGCCUGCGCAUCGUCAUCCAGUCCACGGCCAGCGGGGAGCAGUACCUGCCGGUGGCGCACACCUGCUACAACCUCCUGGACCUGCCCAAGUACAGCAGCAAGGAGGUCCUCAGCGCCCGCCUCGUGCAGGCCAUCGACCACUACGAGGGCUUCAGCUUAGCUUGA